AUGACGCUAGGAGCACGGGCUGCAUGCGACUCUCCAAGAUCUGGCUCCGCCCUCUUCUCAAGGUCAACCCUUCCGGGCUGGAGCCCUAGAUCCCUUUCCCAGCAUGCUCUGCGACGUGAAGAAGCGGCUUCCGGGCCGGAGGGCGUUUUGUGUUGGCUGGCGCUGGAGAAACAAGAUGGCGGCGUCGGAGGAGUGACAGGGGCCUACCCUGGCCGGACACAGCGGCAGUGGUGGCAACUUUUCCCACUGUCUACUGACCUCCUCCGCAGCCUUGCCUGGUGGAAGAGCCCCCGCCACCUUUGUCCUCCCCUCAGGACUUGGAUCCAGUCUCCAUGUUCGUCUGUCCGGAAGGCGAGCAGCACUGGCUCCAAGGCCGAAAUUGUUGUCGGAGAGAAAUAUAAACUGGUACGGAAGAUAGGGUAUGGCACCUUCGGGGACAUUUAUCUGGCGUUUAACAUCAACACCAAACAGGAAGUGGCAGUGAAGGUAGAAUCUCAGAAGACCCAGUUUUCCAAGUUGGUAAUCGAAAGCCAAAUCUAUAGGAUUCUUGAAGGUGGGGUUGGCGUCCCCCACAUCUGGUGGUACGGUGAGGAAAAAGGCUAUAAUGUGUUAGUCAUGGAUCUUCUGGGACCCAGCCUUGAAGAUCUCUUCAAUUUCUGCUCAAGAAGGUUCACAAUGAAAACUGUACUUAUGUUAGCUGACCAGAUGAUUAGUAGAAUUGAAUAUGUGCAUGCAAAGAAUUUUAUACACAGAGACAUUAAGCCAGAUAACUUACUAGUGGGUAUCGGGAAUGACCGUAAUAAGUUAUUCCUUAUUGAUUUUGGUUUGGCCAAAAGGUACAGAAACGACAAGACCAAGCAACACAUACCAUAUGUGGAAGGUAAACCCCUCACUGGCACUGCCCGAUAUGCUAGCAUCAAUGCACAUCUUGGUAUUGAGCAGAGUCGCCGAGAUGACAUGGAAUCAUUAGGAUAUGUUUUGAUGUAUUUUAAUAGAACCCAUCUGCCAUGGCAAGGACUAAAUGCUGUAACAAAGAAACAAAUAUAUGAAAAGAUCAGUGAAAAGAAGAGGUCCACUUCUGUUGAAGUUUUAUGUAAAGGGUUUCCUGCAGAAUUUGCUAUAUACUUAAACUAUUGUCGUAGGCUGCCCUUUGAGGAAGUCCCAGAUUACAAGUAUCUGAAGGAGCUAUUCCGCAUCCUUUUCAGGACUCUGAACUACCAUUAUGACUACAUAUUUGAUUGGACGAAGAAGUUAAAGCAGAAAGCAUAGCAGGCAGCCUUUUCCAGUGGGCAGGGUCAGCCGGCACAAUCCCCCACAGGCAAGCAAACCAACAAAACCAAGAGUAACAUGAAAGGUUUCUAAGCAUUAAUUGAAGAACAGAAGAAGCAGAGCAGAUGAUUGAAGCAGCAUUUGUUUCUCCCCAAAUCUAGAAAUUUUAGUUCAUAUGUAAACUAGCCAGUGGUUGUGGACCACCAUUUACUUGGUGUAAGUAAAGAACUUAAUUUCAGUAUAAACUGGCUCUGGGAAGCAUUGUUGAUGCUGUAUCAUGAGUUUAGCCUCUGUAAUUGUGAAUAUUAACAGUGAAAUGGUGUCUGGUUUGCUAUUGCAUUUUUUUAAGUGAAAAAUUUAACUAAAUGGUUGACACUCAAAUUGGUGGAGAAAUUGUGCAUGUACUUUUUGUUUGUUUGUUAAAACCUUUCAUUUUGUGUUGUACUGCUUCGAGAUCUCAUUUCAGAAGAACAGCAUGAACAGUCUUCAGCCAAAGUUGUGAUGGUUAAAAAUGCCCACGAUUGUGUAUUCUUAGGGUUUUUCCACCCCUGGGAUUUGCAAAUUGUUCACUUAACACAUUCUUUAUAUGUAGCAACCAGAGAUUCCAGUGUUUGAUUAUGCCAGCUUACUGUGCUAGAAAUAACAGCAUCUAAAGUAAAGAUUUAGUGACUACUAGAUUAUUCCUUAGGUCUCAGCAUUAACUCUAUAAUGCUCUUGCUAUUUUUAAAAAAGCAUAUUUGUUAUAGAAAUUUAGUUCACAUCUUACAACUGAACAUGUAUGUAUGUUGCUUAGAUAAAUAAUCAUUGUAAAUGUC
This is a messenger RNA of Ictidomys tridecemlineatus (thirteen-lined ground squirrel), 2084 nucleotides long. Lineage: Eukaryota; Metazoa; Chordata; Mammalia; Rodentia; Sciuridae. The record is from RefSeq and is a predicted model, not a curated record.